Messenger RNA from Abrus precatorius (Indian licorice), 368 nucleotides. RefSeq lists its product as uncharacterized. The record is from RefSeq and is a predicted model, not a curated record. Lineage: Eukaryota; Viridiplantae; Streptophyta; Magnoliopsida; Fabales; Fabaceae. The coding region runs from base 75 to 368 and encodes 97 amino acids. The transcript is spliced from 3 exons.
UUCAGUUGCAUAUUGCACAUAGUUUGGUGAAGCUCACUAUUAGGAGCUAGCAUAUAUAGCUGUUAGGAUCAAUCAUGGGAGAGUCUUCUUCUUCUGCUUCAUACAUUCAUAUGGUGCAGCACCUGAUUGAGAAGUGUUUGAUCUUUCACAUGACAAAGGAAGAAUGCGUGGAAGCUCUCUCCAAGCAUGCAAAUAUUAAACCUGUCAUAACAUCCACUGUGUGGAAUGAGCUAGAGAAAGAAAACAAGGAAUUUUUUGAGGCGUAUGCCAAAGCUAAGAGUAAAGACGAGCGAAUGUCGGAAGAAGAGACAAGCCAAAUGAUACAGAAGAUGAUCUCAAAUUCCUCCAAAGGUGCAAGCAACGACUAA